Molecule: messenger RNA, 1161 nt
Organism: Fusarium musae
Lineage: Eukaryota; Fungi; Ascomycota; Sordariomycetes; Hypocreales; Nectriaceae
Exons: 2
Coding region: 1-1161 (386 amino acids)
Source: RefSeq, a predicted model, not a curated record
AUGACUCCGCCGAGCAGACAAAGAAACCCAGCUCUGGCUGGUAGGCCUGGUCGCUUGAAACUCAGCGUGGAAGAAACCAUCAGACAAGCUUCCCCUCGCUCGCGGUCGCCCUCUACACUCAGUCCAAUCUCCAAGGAUCGAUCGAGGCGUCGAAGCAGUUCGUCGAAUACUUCCCGCACUGUUGAGUCAUUCCGACGGUGGACCAGAAGUGACAGGUACUUUGAUCCUCUGGGCUUUCAAACCCAGACAAAUCAACCCGACACUUGCAUAACAUUUCCACCUGUCGGCUCCCAUGACUCUUCGCCAUUCCCGCGAUUAUCCGUGGACGAGUCCGCCGUUUCCACAGACGAUGAGCUUCCAAGCCAAGGCCAGUCUCCUAUUUCUCCGCUAUCGGGGCCCAACUGGCAGACGCCAGCACAGCCCCUAAGCGCCCUAAGAACUCAGUCAGCACGAGUCAAACAUGAACAGAUGAUCCGAGUUACUCUCAGAACUCAGACCACAGAAGUGCCGUGUAUUGCCAAGUGCUAUCUCACUCGGGAUUCGAGUGUCAUCGAUAAUGACUUUGCUCGCAACUGGGGCGUCAAGAUACAUCCAGUGCCCAAGCCUCGCUGGAAAGACGCCCGACACUGGUGCGAACUGGAUGUAAUUGACGUGGAAACAAUUGGCAGCGUUCAAAAGCAACUGUCAAUUCGACUUGGCAAGCUUCCAGACCAACGGGUCAGUGUUGAGCUUGGGAUUGAUGCACUCAAAGCUCUGCAUCUAGUGGAUGAGACUGUACAGUUGUCUCGAUCUGCACCUGCUAGCCAAUAUUUACCAUGGACUGGCAACAGCUCUCCUUAUAUGCAGCAACCUCAAGAUAUCCUCGGACAGUAUGUGCUUACACCUCCUGCGCCACAACAGUAUACCACUGGCCGCAAUCGGGCCCUUACGGUACCGUCGAUACCAUCUAUCAGGAUAGAUACGUCGUUCGACACUUCACUUUCGGUACCAAAAUCUGUGGGCGACUCAGGUUCCGGUGAAGACUCAAGUUCACCUUGGGAUUGGGAUGCUCUGUCGAUAGCAUCUCAAUCAUAUCAAGAAGAGGACCCUAGCACCGCCUGGAGUCCGGCCGUUUCGGACUGCGGUGGCCUUUCCUCUUCUUUUGACACUUGUAUGAAAUAG